GGCAAGCUUCGCGUCAGUGCUAGUCCAACCACGGAGUUCGGUACCGCGUAUGCCAUGGUGCAAGGAUUGGAGGCAGAAAGUGCUUGGAUUUUUUAUUUAGUGGCAGAUUGAUCUCCAUUUUUCUCUUUUUUUUAAUUUUUGUUUUGUUAUUUAUACGUUAACGUUUAAGUCUCGUUCUGCUGUGAUAUCUCACCCUUAUUUAAUUACUUAGAUUUAGACUUGGUAAUUGUUUUGCUGGUUACGCAGAAAUUCGUAUUUUUGUCUCAACCCCGCGUCCAAUUUUUAUUUUUCUAAGUCAUUAUUAAUUUGUGUUAAGUUUUUUAUUCAAUAUGGUCGAAAGUAUUAUUGAAGAAAGCAAAGGAGACGGCACAGUUUGUGAUGAAGUCAUGGGUAUUCUGCGGGAUAAAACCAAUGACAGCAAUGUUCCAGACUGUGUAUCCCAGAGAAAAGAAGAAGCUAGAGUUAAAAGAAGGAAAAAGAAGACUGCCACUAGUUUAGUAACAUCAUGUUUCCAAGAUUUAUAUAGACUGACUGGUGAAGUUCUUGGUGAAGGAGCGUAUGCUUCGGUUCAAACAUGUGUCAACAUUCUAACUGACAUGGAAUAUGCAGUUAAAAUCAUCGAGAAAACAGCAGAGCACUCUCGAGCACGUGUUUUCAAAGAAGUUGAAACGUUCCACCACUGCGCUGGGCACCAGAACAUCAUCCAACUUUUAGAAUUUUUUGAAGAUGACGACCGAUUCUACCUAGUUUUUGAAAAAGUUGAAGGAGGUCAGCUUCUCUCAAGGAUCCAAGAACGAACCCAUUUCAGUGAGGUUGAAGCUAGCCAGAUAAUAAAAGACCUUGCAAGUGCUCUUAACUACCUCCACAAAAAGGGAAUAGCUCACAGAGACCUCAAACCUGAGAAUAUCCUUUGUGUGGACCGUCAUAAACUCACACCGGUUAAACUCUGUGACUUUGAUUUAGGCUCAGGUAUCAAAUUAAACGCUGCUCUUUGCUCACCCCUUGCAACCCCGCAAUUGCUGACUCCGGUAGGCAGUGCUGAGUUUAUGGCCCCUGAGGUUGUCAACGCUUUCACAGGAGAGUCCAAUGCCUAUGACAAGCGAUGUGAUCUCUGGUCUCUCGGUGUCGUCAUGUACAUUCUCCUCUGUGGAUAUCCUCCAUUCUAUGGCAACUGCGGAAUGGAUUGUGGCUGGGAAAGAGGAGAGACUUGUAUGGAGUGUCAAGAGCUGCUUUUUAGUUCAAUCCAGGAGGGCCGCUAUGACUUCCCCGACAGAGAAUGGGCGUACAUCUCAGAAGAUGCCAAAGACUUGAUCCGAAAAUUACUGGUCAAGGAAGCGAGCCACCGACUUAGCGCUGCCGAAGUACUGAAUCAUCGAUGGGUCAACCCCGGUCCAAGCCAAACCCACGCUGGCAGGCCCCUAGUCACUCCGCAGGUGAUCCGACGAAACAACAGUGCUCGGGAGCUAUCUGUAUUUGCUGAAUCAGCAAUGGCCGUCAACCGAGUUGUACUGCAGCAUUUCAGCAUGAACUUCGCUGAGCAUAUCGCUGAGCACAGUGGCUCAGAAGAUGAACCUCUGUUUGGUUUAUCCCCUCCCUCCGAAUCCACUCUUUGUCAGCGGCGGCUCCAAAGUAAAUCUCAGCAAUUCGGCUUUCUACCAGCGCCUGUUGUUUCUUCAGUUCCUACUAUUACCUCUCCGAGUGGAUGAGUUAAUUUAUUAAAAUCUGAAAAAUAUCAAAAGUAAGUUAACUCUUGUACUGAUUAGUUUUUUAUAUUUUUUCUGUACAACUACAAUCAAACUUGAUCCAUGUAGUAGUGAAACACUUACAGUCUAGUACAAACCGCAAUUUAUAUCCUCCAUUAACAGUUAUUAAUGUUAAGUUUUUUGGUCUUAUAUUUUUUUAUUUUUCCCCCUCUAAAAUCUUGAAUUUCUUCUUUCCCCCUACUUUUUUUUACACAAUGAGUGAAUAGACAUUCAACACAACUUAGCUUCAUGCGUGUUGUCAUAGUUUGAAAUUCACUUCAUAACUAAUAGUUUUAGUUCCAAAAUUUUGAAAUAGAUAAAUAUUUCCUCUACAUCUUUCACUAACUGCAAGACAAGUUUGUUUUACCAAUUCUAAGUAGUGCUCUUUCAAAAUUUUGAUAUAAACUUUUAUAAUAUUUAUUACUGUAAUGAAUACUAAGGAAAAAAAAGCAACCAAAAAAAAA
This is a messenger RNA of Bemisia tabaci, 2206 nucleotides long. It is a transcript of the gene Lk6, whose product is annotated as MAPK interacting serine/threonine Lk6 kinase. The record is from RefSeq and is a predicted model, not a curated record. Gene Ontology annotation, biological process: protein phosphorylation. Gene Ontology annotation, molecular function: protein kinase activity; ATP binding. Lineage: Eukaryota; Metazoa; Arthropoda; Insecta; Hemiptera; Aleyrodidae.